AUGAUUUACCCGAGUGGCAUCCCCAAAGUAGCCUUCACAGACCAACCCCGUCCGAACAACUAUGGAGGCAAACCCGUCCAGGUCCUUGUCCUGCUGGUAGCGGUUAACAACGACCAGAAGGCACCUAAUAACACCAGCAGUACAGCCGACGCACGAACCAUUCCGGCAAGACAUGCUGAUCUGACCAAAGCCCUGAUCUUGGCACUGAGUGUGUGCUACCGAGCAUCACUGAGAAGUCGAGAGGAGUAUGAUCGUCACAUCAUUGGACGUUUCCACCACCCAUGUGUUCUCCCAGGACGACGGGAUAUAAACCAGUUUGUUGACAUCAUAAACAGCUGUCAGAGAGUGUUUGUGGAUGAAGUCCAGCUUGAAGACAACAUAGCAAAGAACCAGGCCCUCAAAGAGAACCUGUUCAUGAUGGUUGUCUGUAUUGAACUGAGGAUCCCCCUGUUCCUGGUGGGAAAACCAGGCAGUUCCAAGUCCCUGGCCAAAACCAUUGUUGCAGAUGCCAUGCAGGGCAACUCAGCCAGAUCAGAGCUAUUCAAACAACUAAAACGUGCACAGAUGGUGUCAUUCCAGUGCAGUCCUUUGGCCACUGCUGAAGGUAUUGUCGGUACCUUCCGUCAGUGUGCUCGCUACCAGCAGGACAAGGACCUGGACAGGUUUGCCUCCAUCGUUGUUCUGGAUGAGGUUGGUCUGGCAGAAGACUCACCAAGGAUGCCACUCAAGACACUUCACUCUCUGUUAGAGGAUGGUUAUCAGGGACUUGAAGAAACUGGUCAAGAUACGAAGGUUAACAAGGUUGCCUUCAUUGGCAUCUCCAACUGGGCACUGGACCCUGCCAAGAUGAACCGAGGUAUCCUGGUGCAGAGAGAAGUACCUGAUACGAAAGAACUUGUAGAAAGUGCAGAGUGCAUGAUGGUGAUCCAGACUGUACACCAACUGGUCUCUUGAAGGCUGCCCUGUUUGGAGACUGUACAGACAGUGAGAGCCGUUACCUUUUGCUUCUAACUGAGAACUAUGGAGCUCUGGGCAUCCUGCAGCAAGAGAUUCUUGACAAA
Molecule: messenger RNA, 1061 nt
Organism: Haliotis rubra (blacklip abalone)
Lineage: Eukaryota; Metazoa; Mollusca; Gastropoda; Lepetellida; Haliotidae
Product: E3 ubiquitin-protein ligase RNF213-like
Exons: 8
Coding region: 1-954 (317 amino acids)
Molecular function (GO): ubiquitin-protein transferase activity; ATP hydrolysis activity
Source: RefSeq, a predicted model, not a curated record